AUGAAUACGGUCAACGGCCACACAAUGGCCGAAGAGCCGGCGGGAGGGGUGCAAGCGGAGGGGGAGUCUCUGGAGCAGAUGCUGGAUGACGGACUCAAUGAGAUCCUGAACUCACACGAACCGUGCGCUACCCCGGCAGCGGGCGGUAUGCAGGACACAGGAAACACUCCGCCGACGGACCUUCUGCAGCAUAUCCCCCACGAUGCUCAGCAUGCAGAGAUCCUCAGCCUCGGCUGUGGCGACCUUCGCGACUUCCUCUACUCGGUCCUUCUUCAUGGGAGACGCGGAGUGAGCUGCGGGCACGUCCCACGCCGCUUUUCGUUCAUGAUGAACGAUUGGGAGCCCGCGAUCCACGCCAGGAACCUCAUGCUGCUGCAGAUGUUUCUCGACGCUCGGGAUAUUCUGGAGUCGUCGGGGUCGGCCACCAAGAAGAAGAGCGGCACGAAGAAAUCAUCAUCCCGGGGGGGCAACUCUCGUGGCCAUGGUUCGGGCCGCGGCUCGAGUGCCGCCGCCUUCGCCCAGAGGAUCGGAGUGAUCUACAGCUCGAUGUACAAUUCGUUCGUCGACGCGGAAGUGUUGGAGAUGAUCGAAAGCGUGGCUGGCAGGCUUGCAGCGGCGGCGGAAUCUCCGAGCACUUGGGCCUCUGCCGAGCUCGGGCGACUCGUUCGGUUCGCGGACGAUUGCAGCCAACAGCGUGUUCGCAAGAUUCUGGCCGCGUACGCCGACGGGAGCCUGCAGCGCGAGGGCGCGGCUGCCCGCGUGAAGCGGGAGCGUGCUGCCGUCAUCGGCACCUACUGCCCACCCAGGGACGACCUCAGCAUCCACUCUCGGGCAAUGGGCCUAGCGUCGUUUCGCCAAGGCGACUGCAUGAAUCCGUACGCUGAGAUGAGACGUGAAUUCCUGAAGAAAGGUGUUCUCGAUCCUUUCCCAUUGCUGCUGGAGGAUGGGGCAGAAUCCGGGAAGCGAAGAGGUAGCUUCGACCUCGUCAACCCUCUCCUGCUGGUGACGGAGACGAAAGGCAUGGCCUACUCGCUGCACUACGCGGCGUUUCCUCUCGAUGCCUUCCAUACCGACGUCUGUUGGUGGAAGCUGCGGCCCGAGAACCUUCAAGGCGAGUUCGGUAAGGUUGCGCCCAAGGUCACCAAGCCCCAAGGCUUCAACUUGGCCGGCUCCGGGGCAACACAGGGCCCUUUCAGCUUUAAGCCUACCGCCAAAACCCAGCGUGAUACGCAGAACGUCUGGUUCGUCACCGCUCUGGAAGAGCUCGCGCAGAUGUGCGGCGCGUUCGUGCGGGCUACUGCGAAGCUGAGCAUUACCAUCCAUGUCGGCGACGCCCUGAACUGCUGCGACGCGCUGCUGGCGGCGUCUGCGGCGCUUCCGUCGGUCCGGUCGAGAGAGGAGAACGGGGUCACAGCUCCGAAAGACGUGUUUCCGCCCGUCUUUUGUCAGCAAGGAACUCUGCAGCCGGUGCAGCUACGGGCGGACGCGCUCAUGACGCCAUCCGGAUUCUUCGAGUUCGAUGUCAUCAACACGAGCAACCUGUCAGAGCAUCUUGGUGUGGUCAACCUGCUGGUGGCUGCGGCGCCGCUCUUGAAGACGACGGCGCAUGCUGUCUUGCUCACGAGCUUCAUGGCUGCUUUGCAAAACCUCUCUCUGUACAAAAACACGUCAGAAUUCUACGAGAAGUAUUUGUGCAUGGGUUCCCAGGCCUCCUCACUUCUUCUAGUUGGGCCUGGUGGGGCGCCGAGUCUCCUGCGGUUGGCCUGGAGGCGCCCCGCUCAAGCUUUCGCACAAGCAACCGUGCACACGACAGGAUCUUCACCGACCAACAUCGAUAUUUCCCCGAGCGACUUCGUCAGCCUUGUACUUCCUGUGUACAAGGCGAUGUUCGCCAACGUGGGCCUGCUCGGGUCGAGAGGGCGGGAAGAAUCUAUACGUGCGUUGACAACGCCCAUGCAUUACACGUCUGCGUCUUUCAUUCGGCUCUUGGCGUUGGCUGGCCGACAACUGCGGCUCGACACCAGGCACUUCGAAGCAGCGCUAAAGGCGAUGAUAGUUGGCAGCGGCCUGAUCAUGGCUUCAAACAUGAUGCAGGAGCAGAUGGCGUUGUUCCAUGCGAUGGAUCUCAUUCCCAUCCGCCCAUCCCCCAACGAGCCGGGCGCUCCGGUUGACACGCGUCGGGUGGUGCUACUUGUUCCGCACAGCGGGCUCAUGCUCCUCCGCGCCUUCUCUCUCCCCGAGAUAUACUUGUCGCUGGCUGGGACACGGGGGACGUUUGACAACCACUUUUCCAGCCUCCACAUGGGUUUCGUCCGGGUGCGUCGCGGCCGAAGCGGCGGUGGUAGCAGGGAUGGGGGCAACGACAACGGCUGGCGUUCUCUCAGCGACCACCUGUGCGUGCGCGAUACACAAUCGGACGACCCUGCCGCGGAGCUCAUGAUUUCCGCCCUGGUUCCCUCUUUUGCUUUCUCUUUGGCGCCGCUGUCCGAGACUGAAGUGCGGCUUCGACCUCGAGACAGCGUUGAAAUGAUGAGGGCGCCCAAGGAUGUCAUGAACAAGAUGGGGGGCAUGCUGUGGAAGUGCUUCUUCAAAGCAAACCUGACCGACAAGGACAGGACGGCCAUCCUUACUCCCGGCGGGGACGACCCGUUCGGCGAGAGCGGCGGCGGUUCCAGUAUUGGUGUGCUUCUGGCCUGCCCAAAGACGGCUGUGACGGAUCGGCUCCAGGAGGCUCCUUCCUCAACUGCAUCGACCAAGUCCGAGCCGGCUUUGCUCCACCGCAUCGUCGACGGCAAGUCGACCGUUGACCGCUCUGUCGAGUUGAUCUGCAAUGGCCCAGCCGGAAAGACGGGAGACGCCCGCUUCGUGUACAGAAUCAAGUUCAUCAUGAUCACCGACCUUGCGCGGGAGGCUCUGACUUCAGCGACCCCGGCGGUGGCGGAGUCACUCGACCCAUGCUGCGUGCGUGUCACGCUCGGGAAGGGGCUACUCACGCUCGUGGCUCACCUUCCCUUUCCGGUCAACAGGAACGCCGUCGACAUGAAGUUCAGCAGGCGCCAGGGUUUCGUUCUCUUCACCGUCCCGCCGCUCGGAGGUUCUCUCCACAUCCCGUCGACGCUGACGGCGUGCGUUGCAGAUGGAGGGGGCACGGUGCCAUCGAACAUUUGGUGGCCCCCAUGCGCGCCCCUCUCUUCCCUACCAAGGCUGGACUUCAACGCCGAAUGGUCGUUUGACAAGGUGAUGGGCGGGAUGUCUUUCACCCACGAAGAGAAAGCCGCACGGAACGGUGUCUUCAAGCUUAACACUACUACAGUCGACGCUGCCCUCUUAGGACUAAAGGAGAGUUUCCUGGCCAUCAUAUCAACGGCCACCACGAGUCACACGGAAAAUGGCAGGGGCUGGAACCGGUCAUGGGCACUCGUUGCGGACCCCGACAACCACAGCGAGCCAGCGAUCUGGAUCUGGGUCAACGAUCUACUCCUGGAUUCCAGCAACGAGGCGCUAGUCAUCGACUGCUGCGUUCUGCCCGUGGCGUCCGUGGGUGAUGCGAUCUCCCUCCAGCUUCAACGUUCCGCGCAGUUCGGAUCCUCUGCCCAGGGUGGCCCAUUUCUUACCUGCAAGGCAUACGCUGGAGAAAUCAAGUUGUGGCUGUCUCUGCUUCCUGUGGCUGUGGAGCGUGCCCGCGAGUCGUACGCUCACGCAGAAGACUGUACCUACUCACGAACAAGUCAUGAUUCUGCUCCGGUUCUGUGCAAGUGCGGCAUGGGGAAGGACCUACCCCCAGCGUUCGUGGAGGCUUUGAAAUCCGGCAACGUCAACGGGGAGAAGUGUUUCUACAGGGCAGCUCUGUCUCCACUCUAUGUCCCUCAAGGCAUGGAUGGCGUGUCACCGUUUCCGCCUUCAACGACAGCCCCCGCCCCUCAGCAGAAGAAUUCGACCACGCAAUCUUCCGCAUCGCAGACAACCAAUGCCUCGACAUCUUCCACACCGCAGACGAAAACAAAUCCCAGAAUGACUGUCGCUUCUGGUUCAGCGGGGUGCUCCAACUGCGGAAAGGUUGGCUCUCUGAGGCCGUGCUCUCGCUGCCACCAGGUGCGCUACUGCUCGAGGGACUGCCAGCGCCAGCACUGGAGGGAUCAUAAGCGUGAUUGUGGGUAAGGAGAGCUUUCGGUCGAUAGAUCGAAGCUUGCUUCAUCAGGUGAAGUACGCAGGGACCGGUGGUGAAGUACGCAGGGCCCACGGUACAAGGCAUCAGUUUGCGGAUCGUACGCGGGAAUUCCGUCUCUUCGGGAUCAAUGCGACGUUUUUGACCUCUACUUGGGUUGCUAGGUCUUCAGGCACGGUUGGAUGUUGGAGGGGUGACGGCACCCUUUGUGAGAGAGGCUCAUCCUCAAGUUAUGCGAAACGUGCAAUGUGCUGCGAUAUCCAGUGAAUGCAGCCUACGAGAGCCGGGGCGGUGCUGAUUCCCGAGUUGCUGAUCUUUCGGCUAGACGGGAGCAGUGAUGAGGCAGAUGCUGAAGGAUCGCACGAAGUCAUGCUGGCGUGGUUUUGGAUAUUUCAUUUCAUACAAGGUUGGGUGGAGAGACUGCGGUCGCACAGCUUUCGCGGGAGGGGGCGGAAGAGAUUCUGUGUUCCAAUUUCUGCAGUCCGUUGACUGAAGCUUAUCGGAACAAAUUGCGGGUUGCAGCCUCGUGGUAUUGUGAAAAAGCGUGGGACGGAUGCACCAAGGGGCAUAUGCUUUACCGAGUUCGUCCAACUCGUUGGCGCGUGGCGGAGCUUUGACGCUUUCUCCCCCGUUUACCUGUGUGAUUGGGAAGUACUCUUGAGCAUAGUAGCGGCGCGUAGUGAUGAAAGACUACAGCAG
Molecule: messenger RNA, 4864 nt
Organism: Ectocarpus siliculosus
Lineage: Eukaryota; Phaeophyceae; Ectocarpales; Ectocarpaceae
Source: the annotation of a GenBank genome assembly